UCCCGCUCGAGCAUUGAAAUUCAAUCAAUCCAACCUCGCCAAUCUCACAUACCUCCGGUUCGCAGGGAUGGCGGUAGGGUUGGUGAUCUGAUGGUAUUCAUCGUACGCGAGACCAAGAGCUUUCAUUCAUUCAUUCUUUCUUUCUUUCUACCAGUCCAUCCUUCGCCGUUCCUUUGAUGGUUCCCUAUCGCUCAACCGCCACUGUCGAAUGAUUUGGAGUCCGUAUCCAAUAUGAAACUCAUACGCUCGUUACCUGUGGUCCUCCCUCUAUUCUCGACAGCGCUGGCAGAUGUCGAGUUCACAGCGCCAGCGCGUGGCACAAUAAUAAAGGCCGGAGAUGUAGUAACAGCACAUUGGAAGGACUCUGGCGAGUCUCCUCGCAUUUCCGAACUUGUACAUUACGACCUUUAUCUUUGUGCUGGCGGAGACACAUUGGGGUCCCAGGAGAACCUGGCUAUCCUUAUUAAAGAUGGUGUCUUUUCCCGCGGCAACUCGGUUUCUUUCAAGAUUGAUCCAGCAGUUGGCGGCAACGAACCAAACGCAUACUUCCUGAAAAUGGUUGCAUCUGGUCCCGACGCCCAUGUAACCAAUUUCUCCGAUCGUUUCACACUCACAGACAUGGCUGGCGCUUUCUCGUCGAAUCUGGAGGAUGGCAUUGGCCUGCUUAGCGAAGGCCGUGAACAACAAGAACUGCGGAGAAGACAAGCUGCUGGAGCUUAUACAAUCCCAUACCAAUUGCAGACCGGGCCAACAAGAUAUGCGCCUAUGGCUAAAAAGCCUGGGUCAACAAUUCCAGCGGAUAAGUCGCCAACUCCCCAAUUUCCGACCAGUGCAUACGAGAUUGCUACUGCAUACCUUUCUGCACCUACAAUUCAGACCACUGUGUCGGCUUCUUUAACGUACUCUGUUUCCAGUAUCGAGAAUACUGCAUCCCCUGCACCACAUCCCCACGAUAAGAAAAUGAAGAGAUUUUUGGAAAGGUGGAAGGAUUGAACAUCAGCAGUACAUCUGGAGUCACAGGGCCAGGCUAUUAAGGGCGUGACUGUGGGUUAUCGACUGUAGUUUUUCAUGUGAUUUUGCAUUGGUUUGGGUUUGGUCGGCUUCCCUGUGGCGUUCAUAUAGCUGCCUGGCUUGUAUUUAAUUGUUUGGGUUUGAGUUGAUUGAACACGGUUUUUCUAUGAUAUCUAUGAGAACUGCAGUGCUCAUGGAAGCUCGGUGCUCA
Messenger RNA from Aspergillus caelatus, 1222 nucleotides. Its product is annotated as putative beta-1,6-glucan biosynthesis protein (Knh1). Gene Ontology annotation, biological process: fungal-type cell wall organization; (1->6)-beta-D-glucan biosynthetic process; cell wall biogenesis. The transcript is spliced from 4 exons. The coding region runs from base 232 to 993 and encodes 253 amino acids. Gene Ontology annotation, cellular component: extracellular region. The record is from RefSeq and is a predicted model, not a curated record. NCBI's taxonomy places the organism in Eukaryota, Fungi, Ascomycota, Eurotiomycetes, Eurotiales, Aspergillaceae.